Molecule: messenger RNA, 5658 nt
Organism: Anastrepha ludens (Mexican fruit fly)
Lineage: Eukaryota; Metazoa; Arthropoda; Insecta; Diptera; Tephritidae
Product: proto-oncogene tyrosine-protein kinase receptor Ret
Exons: 9
Coding region: 577-4392 (1271 amino acids)
Biological process (GO): cell surface receptor protein tyrosine kinase signaling pathway; homophilic cell-cell adhesion; positive regulation of kinase activity
Cellular component (GO): axon; signaling receptor complex; plasma membrane
Molecular function (GO): ATP binding; calcium ion binding; transmembrane receptor protein tyrosine kinase activity
Source: RefSeq, a predicted model, not a curated record
UCUUCGCUAUAUAAGCAAACUAAUUUUGUAAAUAGAGGGUCCAUGACCUUCGGAAAUCUUUGCAAUGCUAUUGAAUGAAAUUUAACAACUUCAGAACUGAAAAGUGAUAAGUGAGUUUCCUCAAUAGAGCAUUGAACAUUUUGAAAAGCAAUAAAAGCAAAUAGAAGACAUAUAUUCAUACAUACAUACGAGCGUAUUUGUUAUUGGAAUGCAAACAAAUUAACAAUCAACACCCACAACAUUAACAUGUGCAAAAACAACAAGGGAAUAGCAACUGAACAAGAGUAAUAAUGCUCGCUGUUAAACAACAAAUAGACAAAUCAAGAAAAUAAGAAAAUAAAUAAACCAAUCAACAAGCAAACAUUACUAAAUAUAAAAAAAAAAAAAAAACUACUACUAACAAUAAUAAUAAUUGUGUGUGUGUGCGAAAAAGUGAAGAGUAAUAAAGUGCGGAAAAGUUGACAAAGCAGUGACAACAAGUGAUAAGCAAAGAGUGCUGAGAGGGGAGAGCGCAAACGAACGCAAGAUACGAGUACAUUCCUUUAGCUACUCGGCGGCGUUUAGAGGCAAUCCAACAUGCUGAUUCCUGUAAGUUGUCGUUGCAGUUUAAAUGCCGGCAGCCGAAUGGCUAUUAUUGAUUUGUUGUUGCCGCUCUUGCUGCUGUUGAACUAUGUCGGCCAUGGCACCUGCCAAGAUCGCCUCGUCUACUUCCCCAUGUCUGAAGUGAAGUUCAAUCUUCCAUUCAACGAGAAAUCUCAAAGUAUAUUUUCCAAAAUACCAAUUGGUCGCUUUCAAGUACUACGCGUUGGCAAUGAAAAAACUUUAGAGUAUCUGUAUGUUUUGGAAAAUAAUGAGCUCUUGCGUAUCAAUGGCAGCAGUGGUGAAGUUUUUAUGACCAAUGAUUAUCACACAGCACACAAAAAGACGAAACUCUUCUUAACUGCCAUUGCGCGUAACCCGCGCAAGGCGCUUAAUAACAUCCCACAAAUGACAUUGGAAGUGACGCCACAGGCAGAAGCCGAAUAUUGCAGCCAUUUGGAGAAUGUCUGCUUUUGGGCAGCAGCAAAAUACACGAUUGUCGAGAAUGCGACCACGAACGUUUCCUCCAAAGCAGGCGAUAUGGAUGCCUUUGAGCCGGUACGCGUGGGUACUUUAAAUCCUCGUGCCACACGCUAUCUCUGCCCCACCAUGGAUGUGAAAUAUACGCUAAAAAGUGGUGGCAAAUACUUUACUUUGAAAAAUAAUGAACUCUAUACUAAAAUGCCACUGGAUUAUGAGUACUUCAACACAACGAAUUUCGCGGUCACUGUCGGUUGUACGGUCAAAAUGAGUGAGGAGAGAGAGGUUACUUUCAAUAAAACGCUGCAUGUAGCAUUGUUGGAUCGCAACGACAACGGACCGGAGUUGCAACAAAAUGAGAAGGAGUAUAAUUUCGUGCUGGAUAAUCCACACUUUAAGCAGGGUGAACCUGUUGGAAACAAGAUUAUAUUCACUGACGAAGAUUCCCUGAAGGUGAAUGGAUAUUUAACUUAUCAAAUUCUGAAUGACACCAGUGAGUUGGUGCGUCCCGAUUGCACCGCCUACGAGGCCGAUCAUACAGGAAAACGAAACUCCAUUUUUAGUUGCCAAAUCAUAUUUGCUCGCAAUGGCAUACUGAGUCAACCAUCCUACUGCUUCAUUUUGGUAGCGAGUGAUAAUACAAUCCUUUCGAAUAUAACAAAAACAGCAACAGCGAAUAUUUGCAUACGAACCGAUCCUGGCAAAAUACACGAAGCGGAUCGACCGCGCGUCAUGGAGUUGCGUCAACAUCGUGGUAUGGGCCGGCGUUUAACCAACUCGGCUGAGUCGAUAUUGGAUAGCGACGAUAGGGGUUUCUUAACACCUAGCAUCCUAAGCACCUAUCCGAAGGAUGUCUUCAUCCAUCGCACUGCUAUGUCCUAUAGUCGUGUGGCACAGCCAGAGAACUUUCAAAGUUUAAUAGAAAUGUCGGGUGUGCAUUUCACAAUCGUUGAAGAUCGUAGUGGCGCUUUUGGUAUAACACCGACGGCUGGUAUUGUCUAUGUGAAAGACAAGUCGGCGUUGGAGCUUUCACCAGAAACAGUGUACUUUCUCAACAUAACCUGGCACGAUGCCUAUCCACGUUCAUUCGUCGUAAAUGUGCAUCUCGUCGAUGGCCAUGCCAACAAUGCCACUUGUGAACAGAAGAUCAAGUCUCGCAGCCAAACUUGCGCGCAAAUCAAAUAUCAGAAGCAAUGUACGAAAUUCUGUGGCCUCGGCACCAAUGGCGGCGGAUGUAAGUGGCGUGGUUCCAAUGCAGGUUUCUUCGGUCGUAAUUACGCUUCCUGUGUAUCCGAUGACACACAUUGUCCGGACAACAUUUGCGAUCCAUUGGAAGAGCUGAACACCUUCAUCUGUCCACAGGACUGCGUUGCAGCAGCCAAAAUUAUGGGCCCACACACAUCGAACAAUAAUAAACGUGGCGUUUACUCUGCCUCCGGUACUUGCACAUGUGAAGACAAUGGAAAAUGUUUGUGUGCACCGCUCGAUGAUGAGGAACCACGUCCGAAACGCAAGCGCAAGAAUGAAACUAAGCCAACUGAUGCUAACAAAUUGGCGAAGUUCGGUGGUUUGGAGGGUGCACUGCCUACUCAUAAUAAUUUAAAUAAUGAAAUGAUUGAACGCGAUGCUAUGAGCAUUCAAGUGGCUGGCUUCACGUGCGGCAAGUCGUGCAUCCUACUAGCCAUCACAUGCCCGCUUGUACUCAUCGUACUGAUUAUAUGUUUGCUUGCGUCACAACGCAAUCUUAUGCAUCGUACACACGGCAAGGAAGCGUUAUCACAAAAACCAUCUCCGAAUGGCGUUUGUGAUGCUCGUAACGGCGAUGUACCACUAAUGCUAAUUGAAAGCUGCUCGGUGAAAUUCGAUACAGAUGACUCGAAAUGGGAGUUCGAUCGGGAACAGCUGCGACUGGAUGUGGUGCUUGGGGAAGGUGAAUUCGGUAAGGUGAUCAAAGGUUAUGCGACCAACAUUGCGGAUAUACCGGGUGUUACUACAGUGGCGGUAAAGAUGCUGAAGAGUGGCGCCAAUUCCGUGGAGUAUAUGGCGCUUCUGUCAGAAUUUCAAUUGUUGCAAGAGGUUUCGCAUCCGAAUGUCAUUAAGUUACUGGGCGCUUGCACGAAAGGCGAUACGCCAAUGAUUAUUAUUGAGUACGCUAAAUAUGGGUCGCUACGCAGUUAUUUACGCUUGAGUCGGAAAAUCGAGUGUUCAGGAGUGGAUUUUACCGACGGUAUAGAGCCAAUAACAGUGAAGAAUAUUUUAUCGUUUGCAUGGCAAAUUUGCAAAGGAAUGGCAUACUUGACGGAGAUUAAGUUGGUUCACCGCGAUUUGGCUGCGCGCAAUGUUUUACUCGCCGACGGGAAAAUCUGCAAAGUAUCCGAUUUCGGACUCACACGCGACGUCUACGAAGACGAUGCCUAUUUGAAGCGUUCACGUGAUAGGGUGCCGGUGAAGUGGAUGGCUCCUGAGUCUCUGGCCGAUCAUGUCUACACCACCAAAUCGGAUGUGUGGGCCUUUGGAGUGCUCUGUUGGGAACUAAUUACUUUGGGUGCCUCGCCUUACCCUGGCAUACCACCGCAGGAUCUCUAUAAUUUAUUAAAAACUGGUUAUCGCAUGGAAAGACCAGACAAUUGUUCGGAAGAAAUUUACUCCGUUGUGCGCACUUGCUGGGCAUAUGAUCCGAACUCGCGUCCAUCCUUUAAAUAUCUCGCUUCACAAUUCGAAAAGCUACUCGGCAAUAACGCCAAAUAUAUAGAAAUGGAGUCGAGUGCUAUUUCCAAUCCAAUGUAUUGUUUGGAUGAAGCCAAAUUGGCCAACACUUCGCAGCCAGACUUAAACGUUUGCUUGGAGCAGCAGUGGGGCGAGCCAGAUUCGUUAGAUCAUCUCUGGCAACCACCAAAAAUGUGCUACGACACACAAGAAUGUCCGAGUAGCCGUGAACUCUCCACCACAUUUAGCAUGGAAUUUCAACAGCCACCACCUGGUUACGACGUACCGCGUCCACUCACUGAAAAUGCUGCCACGGAGCAGGUAUUACGUUAUGCGAACGAUUUACGCUUCCCGCUAAAUACACGUAAGUCGGUAUGCGCCGCUAGCACCACGUCGAAUAGUCAAAAUAGCAGCAAAGGUGGUGGUGAUGGUGGCGGCGAUGAUACAAUGGCGGCACACUACUCGGUGCCAGUAAAACAUGGACGCUCGUAUUUGGAUAUGACGAAUAAGACCUGCAUACCCGAUAAUUUGGAUAGUGUUGAUUUUGAAAAACAUCUUUCGAAGACAAUCUCAUUUCGGUUUUCUAGUCUACUGAAUUUAAAGGAACAAGGCCUAGGCGCUGUUUAAAGCAUUAAGACCAAAAGGGGUGGUGUUUAUUUAAAAUUUGUUUUUUCCUAGUGGUUUUAUAUACAUUUUUAUAUACCAUAUAGUGUGCAUGCACAUCUGUGUAGAAUGAAUUGUUGAUUAGUUUUAAUUUUACAUUUAUAAAAUUAGUUGUAUAAUUUAAGUUGACGAUGGAAGAAAUUUUUAUACGAAAUCUCGAUGUGUAUAUGUGUUUGUGUGUGUAUACAAUGCUAAGUCAAGCUGUAUUUGUUGCCAAAGAAAAUACUCUCGCAUUUAUUUAUUUUUUUUGUGUAGUCCAUAUGUUGUUUUAGGAAAAUUAAAGACUAGAAGGCACUUAAAAUAUGUUGCAAUUAUAUUUUUAGGGGUUACAUACGUCCAGAACUUUCAAAACGUCGAUAUUUCGAAAGUAUAGUAUCUUAAGAAUAUACUGUGAAAUUUUCAUGCGGAAAAUCCCAAUAUUAAAGCUUCUACAGCCCAUUAACUAGGUAAAGAGCGGUCCGCGCGCGCCAGUACCUCAAACUUUAAACUCGUUUUUCUCGAAAGUACUUUUCCCGGCACGGUCUGCAAGAUAACAUACAGUUUUCAAUAUUUUUUUAUGCGGUUUUUUUUUAAAUAUUCGAAAGUGUUUUCUCUAUAGAUUUGAUUUUUGAUAUUUUUAUUAAACAAUUUUAUAAACAUAAUUAAAAUAUGACAUUUAUAUCGUAAAACGCAUAUAUUUUUUUAAAUGCCGUAAAUUGAGAAAUUUUUCGAAAUUCAAAAAUCCAGCUCGACAGCCAUUUAUUUAUUUUAGAAGAAUUUGUUUACUUUUUACAGAUCCAUCAACAUUUAAAGGAGAAAUGAUGCAGACCGUGGAGCUAAUUUUUUCAUUGUACUUUGGAUCAUGUGAUUUUUUAUUACUAAUUUUUGUAAAGAAAAUUAAAAUAAAUUUUUUACAAAGUUUAAGUACUAAUAAACAAUGUAUAAAAUUAUUUUAUAUUUAUUUCUAUUGUUAUCCCUUCUAAAAACAGUUUUUCUUUUAGCGCUUUUUUGGCGCUGCUGGACGUAUGUAACCCCUUAAGCUCUAUUUUAGCUUUAGAUGACAUUUUAUGAACAUAUUUUUAAUAUUAGUUAACUGUCAAUAACUGUACUUGAGACUUAAUGUAUUUCAAUUUUAAAUAAAAUUACUAUAUAUUAACGUUGGUUUUCACAUAAAUGAAAAUAAAAUAUUUGUUAGCAGUAUAAAUUAACACGUUGAGUGCCGUCGUAUACAUGAAAUUUGUAUUCGCCAGA